Messenger RNA from Linnemannia hyalina, 1155 nucleotides. NCBI's taxonomy places the organism in Eukaryota, Fungi, Mortierellomycota, Mortierellomycetes, Mortierellales, Mortierellaceae. The record is from the annotation of a GenBank genome assembly.
AUGUCCACCAAGAACUCCGCCGAGACAGUCCUUGUCACAGGAGGCUGCGGCUACGUCGGUUCCCACACAGUGCUCAGCCUCCUCGAAUCCGGCUACAAGGUCGUUGUCCUCGACAACCUGUGCAACACCACCGAGUCAGGCACCACCGCAGCCACCCCCGAGGCCCUCAAGCGUAUCCAAACGAUCGUCGGUACAGAUAGACCCAUCCCCUUCUACCCCGUUGAUAUUGUUGACCGAGCUGCUCUCGUUAAGAUCUUCCAAGCCCAUCCAGAGAUCUCGUCUGUCAUCCACUGCGCUGGACUCAAGGCUGUCGGCGAGUCAGGUAGACGACCCCUGGAUUACUACAACGUCAACAUCUCGGGCACACUCAACCUGUUGCAAGUCAUGGAGGACUUUGAUGUCCGCCGUAUGGUCUUUUCGUCGUCAGCAACUGUUUAUGGCGAUCCACCCAAAAUUCCCAUCCCUGAAACCUCGCCCAUUAUCGCCUCAAUGAGUACCUAUGGACGGACCAAGGUCUUCUUGGAGCACAUUCUACGGGAUCUUUGCGUCGCCUCAGAGAUCAAGCAGAAGGAGUACGAGCAGGAGCAGAAACGCUUGGGCGCCGAGAUCGUCAAGAACUACCGCUGGAGCGCAUUGCUGUUGAGAUAUUUCAACCCCGUUGGAGCUCAUAGCAGUGGACUGAUUGGAGAGUCGCCUUUCGGCACUCCCGCCAACUUGACUCCAUUCUUGGCGCAGGUCGCAGUCGGUAACCUCGAGAAGCUGUCUGUCUAUGGUAACGACUACUCCACAAAGGAUGGCACCUGUAUUCGCGAUUACUUGCAUGUUGUCGACUGUGCCAAUGGACAUGUGGCUGCGCUCCAAAAGAUCGAACGGGAAGAGGCCUGCAACAACUACGAGUGCAAGGCCUACAACUUGGGAGCUGGUAUCGGCUACACUGUUCUGGAGGUCAUCCGCGCUUUCAGCAAGGCUGUGGGUCGGGACUUGCCCUAUGUCAUUGUUCCCCGUCGAUCUGGAGACGUGCCCAACCUUACUUCUGAUGCGUCCCUCGCCAACAAGGAGCUCAACUGGAAGGCCGAGCGGUCCCUGGAUGAUAUGUGUGUCGACCUUUGGAGAUGGCAGAGCCAGAAUCCCAGAGGAUACAGCUCGCAAGUAUAA